CAUGGACUCCUCACGCAGCAGCAGCUGGUUCCCCACCCAGACCCUGAUGCUCCUUCUCUUCUUAGCUAUUCCUUUACCAGGUUCCCAGACGGCCAAAGACCCCAGCUUUCCCUGCACACUGGAAAGAGCUGUUGGGGAGUCUGUCCAGCUGCUACCCAGUUGCUCCUCGUGCCCUGAGACAUCAAAGAGAUUGAGUGGAACUGGGAUCGUGGGGACAAUGGAACACACAUGCUGGUGUCCUGGAGGUCUUGAUACCUCUACUGCUGAUUGGUAUGAAAUUGAAGAAAAAUACAAGAGCAGACUCUUCCUGACAGAGAUGGGCUUCUUAAACAUCACAAAUCUCAUAAUGGAAAUGAGUGGAGUAUAUACAGUGAGAACCAAAUUACGUCAAGGACCAUUGAAGGAGGAAGCCUUCAGACUCUGUGUAUAUGAGCCUAUCCCCCACCCCCAGAUUCGGAUUCAUUCAUCAUCCCACACAUCAAGCUGGUGCAAGGUCAGCCUGGAGUGUGGGGUGCCUGGGGCCACACGGAACCUGACAGUGGCCUGGGAGAGCCAGGACUUGUCCAGGGAGCUGGAGCAGAGUGGGGCACUGGGAGUGGCACCCAACCCUGGAAUCUAAGCCUGUCCCUGCCCCUGAGCCAGAGCAGCACCAGCCUCACCUGUGUGGUCAGCAACCUGAUGGACAGGAAGAAUGUGACCUUGUACCUGG
Molecule: messenger RNA, 709 nt
Organism: Talpa occidentalis (Iberian mole)
Lineage: Eukaryota; Metazoa; Chordata; Mammalia; Eulipotyphla; Talpidae
Exons: 3
Coding region: 2-619 (205 amino acids)
Source: RefSeq, a predicted model, not a curated record